Molecule: messenger RNA, 4946 nt
Organism: Fragaria vesca subsp. vesca
Lineage: Eukaryota; Viridiplantae; Streptophyta; Magnoliopsida; Rosales; Rosaceae
Product: probable pre-mRNA-splicing factor ATP-dependent RNA helicase-like
Exons: 3
Coding region: 159-3728 (1189 amino acids)
Biological process (GO): spliceosomal complex disassembly; mRNA splicing, via spliceosome
Cellular component (GO): intracellular anatomical structure; catalytic step 2 spliceosome
Molecular function (GO): RNA binding; ATP binding; RNA helicase activity
Source: RefSeq, a predicted model, not a curated record
ACUCGUCUUCCUUCUCUCACGCACCCAGAAACCGUCCGGCGUGCUCCUCUUUCCGCUUCAGGUGUCAGGCGCCAUCGUCGUUGGCCUCAGCCCGCCGUAACUCUCUCAACUUCAUACUUGAGUUCCUCUCCGCCUUUAGUGUUUCAUUAUCUCCAAAGAUGGCUGUCAUUGACGAUGGUUUGAAGAAGCUCGAGUACCUUUCCUUGGUUUCUAAAGUCUGUUCAGAGCUGGAAACACAUCUAGGCUUUGGGGAUAAAGUUUUAGCUGAGUUCAUAACUGAGAUGGGACGAAACUGUGGGAGUGUGGAUGAAUUUGAUGCCAAAUUAAAGGAAAAUGGUGCUGAGAUGCCUGAUUAUUUUGUCCGCACACUCCUCACUAUCAUUCACGCAAUUCUUCCUCCAAAGCCAAAGUCUGAGGAUGACUCGAUGAUAGAGAGUAAUACUGAAGGUAAGAAGACCAAGUUCAAGGCUUUGUCUAUUGCUGAUAACAGGGAUAGGAUAAAUGAUCUCCAGAAGGAAAUUGAGAUGGAGACCAAAGAAAAGAAAAAAGACCGAGAAGAGUGGGGUGAUGAGCUUGAAGAAGAUAGGCGUAGAGGUAGAGGUAGAGAUAGAGACAGAUAUGGGGAAAGAGAACGAGACAGAGAUAGGGAUAGCGAUAGAAGAGAGAGGGGCAGGGAUAUGUAUGACAGAGGUGAGAGGCGUAGGGAUACUCAUCAUGAUUAUGAUAAGGGAAGUCAUACCGACCGAUCCAAUAAGCCCAGGAGGGAUGGGUAUGAAGAGGAUGUAGAUGGUAGACAAGGUAGUGGUAACAGAAGAGGAGGUGGGGAUCAGCGGAGUGGUCACAAUUCUGAUGAGCCCGAAUUGUAUCAGGUUUAUAAGGGUAGGGUAUCAAAAGUCAUGGACACGGGUUGCUUUGUUCAGUUUAGUGACUUUAGGGGAAAGGAGGGUUUGGUUCAUGUUUCACAAAUGGCAACUCGGCGUAUUGGUAACGCUAAAGAUGUGGUGAAGAGGGAUCAAGAGGUCUAUGUUAAGGUGAUUUCGGUUUCUGGUCAGAAAUUGAGCCUUUCAAUGAGGGAUGUUGAUCAGCAUACCGGAAAGGAUUUGCUUCCAUUGAAGAAGAGCUCAGAGGAUGAUGCUCUUAGGACGAACCCUGCGGUAUCAAAGGAUGAAAGGCCUGUGACAAGGACUGGUCUUUCUGGGAUUAGAAUUGUGGAAGAGAACACUGGUGUCUCUUCUCGUCGGCCAUUAAAGAGAAUGAGCUCGCCGGAGAAGUGGGAAGCCAAACAGUUGAUUGCCUCAGGUGUUUUGGGUGUUACAGAAUAUCCAAUGUAUGAUGAGGAAACAGAGGGGAUGCUUUAUGAAGAAGAGGGCGCUGAGGAAGAACUUGAGAUUGAGCUUAAUGAAGACGAGCCAGCCUUUUUGCAAGGGCAAAGCAGGUAUUCUGUAGAUAUGUCACCUGUGAAAAUCUUUAAGAAUCCAGAGGGGUCCUUAAGCCGUGCUGCGGCACUCCAAUCUGCACUUAUUAAAGAGCGCAGAGAAGUGCGUGAGCAGCAGCAAAGAACCAUGUUGGAUUCAAUCCCAAAGGAUCUGAAUCGUCCUUGGGAAGAUCCAAUGCCAGAGACUGGUGAGAGGCAUCUUGCGCAGGAGCUUAGAGGUGUUGGUUUGUCAGCCUAUGACAUGCCUGAGUGGAAGAAGGAUGCUUUUGGGAAGACUGUCAGUUUUGGGCAGAGAUCAAAGCUCUCACUUCAGGAACAGAGGCAGAGCUUACCCAUCUACAAGCUCAAGAAAGAAUUGGUUCAGGCAGUGCAUGAUAAUCAAGUUCUUGUUGUCAUUGGUGAGACUGGUUCGGGAAAGACAACCCAGGUAACACAAUAUCUUGCAGAAGCAGGUUACACGACAAUGGGUAAGAUCGGGUGUACACAACCACGUAGGGUGGCUGCAACAUCUGUAGCCAAGAGAGUGGCUGAAGAAUUUGGUUGUCGUUUGGGGGAGGAAGUUGGCUAUGCUAUUCGUUUUGAGGAUUGCACUGGCCCUGAAACCGUCAUCAAGUACAUGACUGAUGGUAUGCUUCUUAGGGAGAUUUUGAUUGAUGAGAAUCUCUCUCAGUAUUCUGUGGUCAUGCUUGAUGAAGCUCAUGAGAGGACAAUCCAUACAGAUGUUCUGUUUGGAUUAUUGAAGAAACUUAUCAAGCGGAGACCAGACCUACGUUUGAUCGUCACAUCUGCUACCUUAGAUGCUGAGAAGUUUUCAGGUUAUUUCUUCGACUGUAACAUCUUCACUAUACCGGGUAGAACUUUCCCUGUAGAGAUACUCUACACAAAGCAGCCAGAAAGUGAUUAUCUUGAUGCCUCUCUAAUCACUGUUCUACAGAUUCACUUGACGGAACCAGAAGGGGACAUCCUUCUCUUCUUGACAGGACAGGAAGAAAUUGAUUUCUCAUGCCAGUCACUUUUUGAGAGGAUGAAAGGUCUAGGUAAAAAUGUGCCUGAGUUAAUUAUCUUACCAGUUUAUAGUGCCCUUCCUAGUGAAAUGCAGUCCAGGAUAUUUGAUCCAGCUCCACCUGGGAAGAGGAAAGUAGUUGUGGCUACUAAUAUUGCCGAGGCAUCACUAACCAUCGAUGGGAUAUUUUAUGUAAUUGAUCCUGGAUUUGCAAAGCAAAAUGUUUAUAACCCAAAGCAGGGGCUGGAUUCACUGGUCAUAACCCCAAUUUCACAAGCAUCAGCCAAGCAAAGGGCUGGGCGUGCUGGGCGUACUGGGCCUGGGAAAUGUUACCGCCUCUACACUGAGAGUGCAUACCGCAAUGAGAUGUCCCCCACUUCAGUUCCAGAAAUUCAGAGGAUAAAUCUUGGGUUAACUACGCUUACCAUGAAAGCAAUGGGGAUCAAUGAUCUGCUUUCUUUUGAUUUUAUGGAUCCUCCAUCACCCCAAGCACUUAUUUCUGCUAUGGAACAACUGUACAGUUUAGGAGCACUCGAUGAGGAGGGGCUUCUCACCAAACUGGGUAGGAAAAUGGCUGAGUUUCCUAUUGAUCCGCCACUAUCUAAGAUGCUACUGGCCAGUGUGGACCUUGGAUGCAGUGAUGAGAUCUUGACCAUGAUUGCCAUGAUUCAAACAGGCAAUAUAUUUUAUAGGCCUAGGGAGAAACAAGCCCAGGCUGAUCAGAAGAGAGCCAAAUUUUUCCAGCCAGAGGGAGACCAUCUGACUUUACUUGCAGUGUAUAAGGCUUGGAAAGCUAAGAACUUUUCCGGGCCAUGGUGUUUUGAGAACUUCGUUCAGUCUCGGUCCCUUAGGAGAGCUCAGGAUGUCAGAAAACAGCUUCUAAGCAUCAUGGAUAAGUAUAAGCUGGAUGUUGUGAGUGCUGGAAAGAAUUUUACACAGAUCAGGAAGGCAAUUACAGCAGGAUUUUUCUUCCAUGGUGCUAGAAAGGACCCUCAGGAGGGGUAUAGAACCUUAGUGGAGAACCAGCCAGUUUAUAUCCAUCCAAGCAGUGCGCUUUUUCAGAGACAGCCAGAUUGGAUCAUCUACCAUGAGUUGGUUAUGACUACGAAGGAGUAUAUGCGUGAGGUAACAGUUGUUGAUCCCAAAUGGCUUGUGGAACUAGCACCCAGGUUCUUCAAAGUGGCAGACCCUACUAAGAUGAGUAAGCGUAAGCGUCAAGAGCGUGUUGAACCGCUAUAUGACAGAUACCAUGAACCGAACUCUUGGCGUCUUAGUAAACGACGUGCAUGAUAUGUGUUGUUUUCAAGCAUACAGGGUGAACUUGUUUUGAUUUUGCUUUUAAUGCAAGUGUAAAUGAACUGUAAGAUAACUUCGUCAAAAUCUUAUCCAUUUUGGGGUCGAAGAAGAUAUCGCAGCUUUAGCAGUCUCCAUCUGGCUCUCCAUGUGGAAUCACAUCGCAGUAUUGGAUCGUGUGUUCGGAGUCCUAAAUGCCAAAAUGGAACCCCCUCUGCACAUCCGGGUCAGAAGAAUGAGAAACAAAGGGCCAUCCAUCUCUCUUUAAAGAAGCAGAAAUUCAAUUCCAAAAGGUUCCAGUGUUGUUUCUUUCUUCAGAACUGCUUCUGUUCCCAACUCAUGGAAGUCUUCCAAAACCUUUUGCACCAUAUCAGAUUGGAGAUUGAACAAGGUCUGUCUACUUACAUUAUAAAAAAAGAUUUUAUCCUUUUUCUUCUUAUUUUACAUAUACCUCAUCUUUUUUGGAGGUUUUAUCGUGUAUGUGGUACUAUUCUUGACUUUGGUAUAUCUUUCAUUCUUCUGCUUCUCAAUUAAAGUAUCUGAGAAUACACUUUUUUUAUGGUUGCAACUGUGUUUGAUGGUAGCUUUGUUGGACUGUUGACAUCCUACAGUCCCAAGUCCAGGUUUAUUGUUGUUUCAAUUUCCUGAAGAGGGUAGUAAGGGGAACCAGGGAAUUUGAUUAGACGGAUUUGAGUUUUUUAAGCUCUUUUGUUGAGGAGAUUUCAUGUAUCAUCUGUCUUUUGUCAGUCCUCUUAUCAUAAUUGCUUUUCAAGUGUUGCGCUGAGCUAAUUUAGGGUCUUUUGGGACCUAACUGUACCUGUAGCUAUAAUGUUUAUGGAAAAUGGUCGGCUGGUUAUUUUGUAAUCAGUAUAUACUUCAUAGUGCUUUGUUAUGCUUACAGCAAAGAAUGGAGUACUUAAUUGUUUUAGGUUCCAUAAGUACUGAGAUGCUUAGUGCUUGUUAAGUUAAUAGAGACAUUAUUAGUCAGUAGCUUAUUAGAUACUGUAUCGUUGGUUCACAUGGUAGAGGUGAAACAGUGGUUGAAUCGUUCUGGCUGAUACCAUUGUUUUCUUAUGUUUGGGGGUGGAUAAUCAUGAUGACUCAAUUCACAGUUUCUUUGAAUGGUUUUUAUUUUAUUUGACAUAUGCAUUAAACUUCUGCUAUGUUUGAACUUUGAACGAUUGUGAUAUAGUGUUUUGGUUUGUAUAUUACCUC